AUGCUCCAAGAAGCCGAACACCACAUCAAAACCCUCCUCACCAAAUCCCCCAUAACCUCAUUUCCCCACAUCGCCGCCUGGAGAGAAGCAUACAAAGGCUUCGGCGCCAAGCCGCAGAAAACCCGAAACAGCCUGGAAGCCCUAACACGCCGCGCAGAAGGUGGUCUGCCACGCGUGAACCAGUUAACCGACAUCUACAAUGCGAUUUCGGUGAAACAUCAGAUUCCACUCGGAGGCGAGGAUUUGGAUAAGUAUGAUGGGGCGCCGUUUUUGAUUCGUGCGACGGGGACGGAGUCGUUUCAGACGUUUUCAGGUGGAGAGCCGCUGGUGGAAAAUGCGGCGCCUGGAGAGCCGGUUUGGUGUGAUGAGAGUGGUGUUACUUGUCGGAGAUGGAAUUGGAGGCAGGGUCCAAGGACGGCGUUGACGGAUGAGACUACCAGGGUGCUUUUUAUUUUGGAUGCGUUGAAGCCGCUCUCUAAUGAGGGUCUUUUGGAAGCUGCUGAUGAGCUUGCUGCGGCGUUGAAGGGCUUGUCGCCGGAUGUGCGGACGGCGCAGCGUAUCAUUGAUGCUUCUUCUUGA
Messenger RNA from Penicillium subrubescens, 579 nucleotides. Its product is annotated as B3/B4 domain-containing protein. Gene Ontology annotation, molecular function: RNA binding; phenylalanine-tRNA ligase activity. The record is from RefSeq and is a predicted model, not a curated record. NCBI's taxonomy places the organism in Eukaryota, Fungi, Ascomycota, Eurotiomycetes, Eurotiales, Aspergillaceae. The transcript has a single exon. Bases 1 to 579 code for a protein of 192 amino acids.